UACGAUCACAUUCAUGUAAAAGACUAAAUGCGAGGCAACAUGAAACUACGGGGCGAUAAAAUCAGACUUAUCACCCUUCUUGGGAUGAUAAUAAACCUGGUGCGGAUUUCUUCUGCUUCUGUUGUGUCAUCAGGGGACUUCAAUAAGGAUUUCUUUGUGAUGUGGUCUCCUUCCCAUGUCAAUACUUCUUCAGAUGGUAGGACGAGAAGCUUGAUACUCGACAAAGAUACAGGAGCCGGUUUUGCUUCCAAUGAGAUGUUCUUGUUCGGCCAAAUAGACAUGCAAAUAAAGUUGAUACCGGGCUAUUCAGCAGGAACAGUUCUGGCAUUUUAUCUAAGCUCUGAUCAACCAAACCGAGAUGAGAUCGACUUUGAGUUCUUGGGCAAUGUCACAGGGCAACCUUAUAUUCUCCAAACGAAUGUCUAUUCCGAUGGGUUCGACAAUCGUGAGGAGAGGAUUUACCUCUGGUUUGAUCCUACCGAGGAUUUCCAUAACUAUUCCAUAUUAUGGAACCUUCACCAAAUAGUAUUCUCGGUGGAUUCGAUCCCCAUUAGGACAUUUAGGAACCACGCAGACAAGGGAGUGGCGUUUCCCCGGUGGCAACCCAUGAGCAUCAAAGCCACCCUGUGGAACGGCGACUCAUGGGCGACCCGGGGAGGCAAGGACAAAGUUGACUGGUCCAAGAGUCCUUUCAUCGUGAGUUUUGCGAACUAUACGAUCGAUUCCUGCAUCUGGAGAGGAAACCCGAGGUUCUGUCGAUCGAAUAGUCCCGGCAACUGGUGGAAUUGGGAAGACUUCAGCUCCUUAACCCCGAUUCAGAAAAGAUGGUUUAAGUGGGUCAGGAGAUACCAUAUGAUCUAUGAUUAUUGCCAAGAUAACGAGAGAUUCCAAGGCAAUCUCCCCAAGGAAUGUUCCCUUCCUAAAUAUUAAUUGAUCAAUUUCCAAAACUUGCUACCGCUUUAGUUUUUUCUUUUCCAUAUUUAUAUAUUAUUGUGGGUUUGUAUGGAUAUAAUUGUUUUGUGAUUUGGGUUAUGAAAAAGCAUUGGAUUGAUGGAAUUCCAUCAAUGUCCAUUCUUUGAAGUAAAA
This is a messenger RNA of Punica granatum (pomegranate), 1086 nucleotides long. NCBI's taxonomy places the organism in Eukaryota, Viridiplantae, Streptophyta, Magnoliopsida, Myrtales, Lythraceae. The record is from RefSeq and is a predicted model, not a curated record.